AUGGACGACGAGUACGACCACGACGCCGCCAUGGACGACAUGGAGGACGUGAACGAGGAGCAGGAAGAGAUGGAGAACUUCGACGAGAUGGAAGACGGCGCCGAGCAUGAGAACGGCGUCGCGCUCCUCGACGAGUCGGAGAAGCAGCCCAACGCCCACCGCAUCACGACGCGCUACAUGACCCAAAUCAGCAUGAACGCGCCCGUCAUGGUCGACAUUGAAGGCGAGACGGACCCGCUCAAGAUUGCCAUGAAGGAGCUCAGCCAGCGCAAGAUCCCGAUCAUCAUCCGCCGGUACCUCCCGGAUGGCUCGUACGAGGACUGGUCCAUUGACGAACUCAUUAUUGAAUAA
Saprolegnia parasitica CBS 223.65 is the source of this 351-nucleotide messenger RNA. RefSeq lists its product as hypothetical. Lineage: Eukaryota; Oomycota; Saprolegniomycetes; Saprolegniales; Saprolegniaceae. Gene Ontology annotation, cellular component: RNA polymerase II, core complex; RNA polymerase III complex; RNA polymerase I complex. The record is from RefSeq and is a predicted model, not a curated record. Gene Ontology annotation, biological process: DNA-templated transcription. Gene Ontology annotation, molecular function: DNA-directed RNA polymerase activity; DNA binding. The transcript has 2 exons. Bases 1 to 351 code for a protein of 116 amino acids.